Tachyglossus aculeatus (Australian echidna) is the source of this 1193-nucleotide messenger RNA. Its product is annotated as cytochrome b561 domain-containing protein 1. Bases 1 to 765 code for a protein of 254 amino acids. The record is from RefSeq and is a predicted model, not a curated record. The transcript has 3 exons. Gene Ontology annotation, molecular function: transmembrane monodehydroascorbate reductase activity. Lineage: Eukaryota; Metazoa; Chordata; Mammalia; Monotremata; Tachyglossidae.
AUGCGGCCGCCGGCAGCCCCGGAGAGGGCCGGGCAGGGGGCCGGGCCGGGGGCCGGGCAGGGGGCCGGCCGGGGGGAGUCCGGCCGGGGGGGGUCCGGCCGGGGGGGGUCCGGCCGGGGGUCCGGGCUGUCCGGCUGGCUGCGGCGCGGGGCCGCCGGCCUGGCGCAUUUGGUGGCGCUCGGCUUCACCCUCUUCCUGGCCGGCCUGUCCCGGCCCGGGACCAGUCUCUUUUCAUGGCAUCCCGUGUCCAUGGCUUUGGCAUUCUGCCUCUGCAUGACUGAAGCCAUCCUGCUGUUCUCACCCGACAACUUGCCCUUCCUCUUCUGCCCCCGGAAGGCCCGGGUGUGGCUGCACUGGGCGGGCCAGACGCUGGCGAUCCUGUGUGCCGCCGUGGGCCUCGGCUUCAUCGUCUCCAGCAAGAACCGCAGCGAGCUGCCCCACCUGGUGUCUUGGCACAGCCUCCUGGGAACGCUGACGCUCAUGGCUACCGGCGGCCAAGCCCUGUGCGGGCUGUGCCUCCGUUUCCCCAAGGUGGCCAAGAUCUCCUCCGUGGCCCGCCUCAAACUCUACCACCUCACCUGCGGGUUGGUGGUUUACCUGAUGGCCACGCUGACCGUCCUCCUGGGCAUGUACUCGGCCUGGUUCCAAGCCCAGAUCAAAGGGGCGGCCUGGUACGUGUGCUUGGCCCUGCCCCUCUACCCGGCCCUGGUUAUCAUGAACCAGAUCACCAGUGCCUAUCUACCAAAGAAGAAGAUGGAGAUUUGACUCUGACCAGGGCUCCUCGCUCGGGGCAUGGGGUGGGGAGUUGAAAAGAAGUGCCCGGGGUCCUUCAGUGCUGCAACCGUCUGCCAGGACCGCUGGGUUCUCCGGAGAGCCCGCUGCCUCGGCCCCGGGGGAAGUGGCCUGAGUUUGGGGGCUUGGGGGCUGGAGUCAGGCUCUUGGGUCCCAGACCCUCGGUGCUACACCCAGAGGGUGGUCUUAAGAGCCGUGGUAGGGGAUGACGGUUGGGCAUUUGGGUGCUAAUAAUAGUAAUUCCUGUGGUAUUUGUUAAGCACCUUCUGUGUGCCUAGCACUGCGCUAAGCCCUGGGGGUCAACUCUGUUAACAGCAACUGGCUGGAUGGUGUCGAGGACGGUAGAACUGGACUCAGAGACUCGGGACGUCGGUUGGGAUCCUGGAGUUCUCUUUUUUCUU